AUGUCUAAAAAGCCUUAAUAUGAUCUUAUGUGUAAAUUUCUAAUAAUAGGGUCAGCUUAAGUUGGAAAGACUAAUCUACUUACACGUUUUAUUGAUAAUGUUUAUAGUGAAAGUCAUUUAACUACUGUUGGAGUUGAUUUCAAAUUUAAGGAAAUGAAAGUAAAUGGUAAAAUCAUGAAGAUGUAAAUUUGGGAUACAGCAGGAUAAGAGAAGUUCAGAACUUUAACAUAAAAUUAUUAUAAAUAUGCACAUGGUGUUUUGUUAGUUUAUGCAAUUGAUGAUAUUCAAUCUUUUAAAGAAAUCACUUUUUGGAUGAAUUCUUUAAAAUAACAUGGGAAAACAGAUCUUGCUAUUAUAUUAAUUGCUAAUAAAUGUGAUCUUGAAGAAAAAAGGACAAUUUCUAAAUAAUAAGGAGAGGAUUUAGCUAAUUAACUUGCAAUUGAAUAUUUUGAGACUUCUGCCAAAACUGGUAAAAAUGUGAAUGAGGUAUUUCAAAGAUUAGCUGAUUUGGCUGAAUCAUUAAAUACUUAAAAGAUUUCUCUUCCUAAUCUUACUGAGGAUAAUAGUUAUAAGAUAAAUUUAACAUCAAAUACAAGAAAUAAAAAGAAAAGAUAAGAAUGUUGUUGA
This is a messenger RNA of Paramecium pentaurelia, 627 nucleotides long. The record is from the annotation of a GenBank genome assembly. NCBI's taxonomy places the organism in Eukaryota, Ciliophora, Oligohymenophorea, Peniculida, Parameciidae.